GGCGUAUCCAACAACAUGAAGUACUUACCAGUGGUUCUGGCACUGCUCGUGCCCCUAGCGCCGGCAGCAAUUCUUGAGGACAUUCCAGGCUCAGAUGAAAUGGAAAUUCCAGCAUUUGUUCAAACACUCAACCAGCUUCACCGUGGGCCACCAUUGCCGCCAAGCACCAAGCGUGCAAAUGUGGAGACUCGAUGGUUCAACCAGAGCCUGGACAACUUUGACGACACUAACAAGAGCGUGUGGAGCCAGCGUGUUAUGAUCAACGAAGAAAACUUUGUAGAUGGUUCCCCUAUCUUCUUAUUACUCGGCGGCGAAUGGACAAUUGAUCCGAAUUCCAUAACAUCAGGACUGUGGGUUGACAUAGCAAAGGAGCACAAUGGGUCACUGGUCUACACUGAACAUCGAUUCUUCGGCGGGAGCAUUCCAAUUCUGCCCCUUUCAACGGAAAACCUUAAGUAUCAUGGUGUGGAGCAAGCUUUGGCCGAUGUGGUAAAUGUUAUCAAGGUGCUCAAAGAAGAGGACAAGUACAAAAACUCUAAGGUCGUCGUAUCAGGCUGUUCCUACUCUGCGUCCAUGGCAGUUUGGCUUAAGCUAUUGUACCCCGACGUAAUAGUGGGCGGUUGGGCUUCCAGUGCUGUGUUAGAGGCCAAAGUCGACUUUUCCGAUUUCAUGGAAGUUGUUGGCAGAGCCUACAGACAGCUGGGAGGGGACUAUUGCUACAACCUCAUCAAUAAUGCGACAUCCUACUACGAGCACUUGUUUCAGACUGGUCAGGGAGCUAAGGCCAAGAAACUCCUCAAUUUGUGCGACAGUUUCGACGAGAAUAAUGAAAGGGAUCAGUGGCAAAUAUUUAGCUUGAUUGCAAACAUAUUUGCAGGCAUAGCGCAGUACCAAAAACCAGAAAACUAUGAUUUGGCCCGAUCUUGCUCCGUUCUGCGAAACUUGGAUAUUGAUGAUGCCUCAGCACUAUCUAAGUUCGUACAGUAUAGUCUCAGGCAACAAGGAUGUCAUAAUGCUCGAUAUCAGGAAACUGUUGAUUAUUACAAAUGGGUCAAGAAUAACUACAAUGGUAAUCUACAUCUCAGCUGGUUCUAUCAAACAUGCAGACAAUUUGGUUGGUUCCAAUCCUCUGCAAACAAGAAUCACCCAUUCGGAUCUACUUUCCCGGCAACUCUGUAUACCGAUAUGUGUCGCGACGUAUUCGGAUCCCAAUACACCUCAGCGAAAAUUGAAGAAUAUAUUCAGGCUACAAAUAAGAAGUAUGGUGGAAGGAAUCCAGCUGUGGAGAAUGUUUAUAUGACUCAUGGUGGUUUGGAUGGAUGGAGCGCAGUUGGAUCUGACUCUGCUACAAUUAUUCCACAAGGCUCGCAUUGUUUCGAUUCUGGCUCAAUCAAUCCCACAGACAGUCCCGCAUUGCGCGCAGCUAAGGAACGAGUGAUUGAACUAGUUCGCGAAUGGCUCGCAUAAACUCCACAUGAGCGGAUUUACAUUUGAUUGCGUUCUCUCGAGUUGAAUAUGACUGCAUUUAAUGUUUGUCUAGUAAAACGUGAAAUGUGCUUUCCACUUGGUACUGUAUAAUAAUUAUUAAUGUUGGCCAAUUUGCCUAUUAUUUAAGCUAAGACAGAUUGCAACUGAAGUAUGAAAAAUUGAAAACAUUUACAUAUAUAGAAAAAGAAUAAUUUCGCAUAAAAUACGCAUAUAGCAUUUAAAUUAUUAUUUUUCCAUCUUUUAAACUUAAACUAGCUUCAAGAUAUCAGUAAUGAUGAUGAAUUGUUUUGAACAAAGUUUACAAUUUAAGUAGGCCUAGCCACUCUAUUUGGGCUUAAAUAUCCAUACAUGUGUAUUUUAACUUUAAUGUUUCUAAAAGUCACAUCAACAAUAAGCUAGCUCAAGUGUUUCACACUCACGAGAAUUGCAUUUGAAGUUCUCAAGAGGCCAACCCAAUAAAGUGCUUAAUUUGCGACUAGCGGUAAAA
This is a messenger RNA of Drosophila mojavensis, 1975 nucleotides long. RefSeq names its product thymus-specific serine protease. NCBI's taxonomy places the organism in Eukaryota, Metazoa, Arthropoda, Insecta, Diptera, Drosophilidae. Gene Ontology annotation, biological process: proteolysis. The record is from RefSeq and is a predicted model, not a curated record. The transcript is spliced from 5 exons. Gene Ontology annotation, molecular function: dipeptidyl-peptidase activity; serine-type exopeptidase activity. The coding region runs from base 16 to 1467 and encodes 483 amino acids.